AGACUCGGCGGCCUGUAUGUGUAUACGAGUAUAUGAGGAGAUCCCACACGUCAAAACGUCCCACCAACAUACUGUAUAUAACAUAUCCAUGCUGACGACCACUUGAAUAAUACUUUAGUUAGUGUGUGCACAAGUACCUGAAAGGCUAAAAAAACAGAGUAGGUGAUAUUAUUCGUCAUGACGUUCUGUUGGUGCGCUUCGUAAUGUUAGCCAGACUUCCUGAGGGUCGAUUCUUCUUGUUUUCGCUUUGGUUAUUGUGCGAUCGCGCCGAGCGAUUAAAUAUACCGCGUAACUUUCGUACAUGAUGCGCGUUUUACGCGACCAAUAACGUGUUUCGCGUGUGCUCGCUCGAAUCUGCGAAAAGCGAAAUUUCGCCAGUGAUUGAAAAAAAACUACUCGCCGAAUUACCACCGCCUAAUAUCCCUUUGAAGGUAGAAAAAUGACGUCGUUCGUAUGCCUAGCAUGUUUGGUGCUCUUGAUGUGCUGUACUGUUCCUCAAACUGAAGCUAAAACUAAAUACAAAGUAACAUGUACAGACGAGAAUAUGCUGAUUGACUUGGAGAAACCAGAUUACGACUCAGAUGUGUAUCUGGAUAACCUUAAAUUUUAUCCAGGCAUUGGCUGCCAUCCAACACCUAUUGAACACUCUGGAGUCAUGUUCAAUCUAUCAUUGAUUAAUUUUUACCAGUGUGGAAUCACACGCAUCACUAAUCAAGCCACUGGCAUCCAAAGUUUCUACCAUAAGAUAAUAAUAGAAGAAAAAAAUAACUCGGAGAAUAAAGAAGUAAUUGGAGUAAAAUGCUUGCUAAACAGUAAAGUACACAACAUUACUCGUCGAAAUGUCCUUCCUGCAGGAUUCAAAGAACAAGAAGACAUUGAAAUAACAACCACGCUGGAAAGAAAUGCACCUGAGCCGCAAUUGAAGGUAGGAGUUAAACAAGGAAAUUCGUUGGUUAACGGUGAAUUGAACGUUAAACCGGGUACGCCGUUGACCAUGGAAAUUUACCUGGAUAAAGAGAGCGCGCCGAUUUACGGAUUGCUGGUCAGUUUUAUGCGCGUGUCUGAUACUAAAUCUCAAGACGAGACUAUUAUAUUUAAUGGAUGUUCGGUAGACCCAUAUUUGUUCGAAAAUUUCAAUACAGUUGACGGAGAUUAUCUGAGUGCCAAAUUUAGAGCUUUCAAGUUCCCAGAAACAACUUACGUGCAAUUCACCGGAACCGUCAAUAUAUGCUUGGAUAAAUGCAGAGGUAUCGAAUGCAGUAACGGCCAAACUGGUUACGGCAGAAGGAAGCGUGAAAUAAGCGGAAUUCCAUACGAUCCGAAGAAAGUUUUCGAAGUAACGUUGACGACGUAUUUAAAAGUGGACUACAAAGAAGACAGCAUGUUAAACAAAGAAAACCCUGACAGAAUUAUUAAAGAAAGACAAAUUUACGAAAACUAUACGGUAUUAACUUUAAACAAUUCGCAUGUCGUACCACUCGAAGAUUUAUAUCAAACAAUCGAUAUAAAAAGUGAUCAGACCGAGAACGGUAACAAAAUUUAUUUUAGGGCUGAAACCAUAGAAGAAUCUAGUAAUUCAAAUCGACUAAAACUUUCUUGGUACUCUUUUCUAAUAAUAUCCUUAUUAGCUUUCCUACUAUUACGUUAGUGAAAUUCUUCGUUUAAGAGACUGAAAUUACCUACCUACCUAUGUAAAAUUGCAUUUAUCAAACACUUUCAGUAAUUAUUAACCGAGUUUUUUUUUAUUUUCGUUUAUCUCGCAAAUCAUCUAAACAAACGGAAAAAUGUACACAUUAACAACCUAACAUACAACCUAAUCAAGCUUAUAGGUAAAAGCUCAGCUACAACGUAACAAAAUAGGUGUAUUUUUACUGAAGACUAACGCAUUCUCUAAUAUUUUAAAAUGGUCAAUAAAAUUACGAUGACAAUUUUAAAUCAAUUUGUACACUUUACAAUACAGAAUUACCAAACGUC
Molecule: messenger RNA, 1974 nt
Organism: Planococcus citri (citrus mealybug)
Lineage: Eukaryota; Metazoa; Arthropoda; Insecta; Hemiptera; Pseudococcidae
Exons: 8
Coding region: 440-1648 (402 amino acids)
Source: RefSeq, a predicted model, not a curated record